GCCGCCAGCCCCUGCCGCCGCGGCACCAUGUCCGGCCUCUCCUCCCGCCUCGGCGCCCCCUUCGGGGUCCGCGCCUUCAACUGCAUCUCGGCCUGCGGGCCCGGGCCCGGCCCCUACCGCGCCAUCUCCUGCCACCGCGGCCUCGCCGGGGGCUUCGGCAGCCACAGCGUUUGCGGGGGCUUCCGCGCCGGCUCCUGCGGGCGCAGCUUCGGCUACCGCGUGUGCACACCCAGCACCCCCUGCAUCACCACCGUGUCGGUCAACGAGAGCCUCCUCACGCCCCUCAACGUGGAGAUCGACCCCAACGCGCAGUGCGUGAAGCAGGAGGAGAAGGAGCAGAUCAAGUGCCUCAACAGCAGGUUCGCGGCCUUCAUCGACAAGGUGGGUGUCCUGGAUCACACCCUUCCUGAACCUAGAGAUCCUGGGAGGAGAUGGGUGCGCUUCCUGGAGCAGCCGAGCAAGCUGCUGGAGACCAAGCUGCAGUUCUUCCAGAACCGCGAGUGCUGCCAGAGCAACCUGGAGCCCCUGUUUGAGGGCUACAUCGAGACUGCAGUGGGAGGCCAAGUGUGUGGAGGCCGAGAGUGGGAGGCUGGCCUCAGAGCUCAACCAUGUGCGGGGGAGGUGCUGGAGGGCUACGAGAAGAACUAUGAAGAAGAGGUGGCACUAAAGGGCACUGAGGCAGGCCAUGAAGAAAUGCAGAACUCCAAGCUGGAGGCCACGGUGGCCCAGUCUGAGCAGCAGGGUGAGUCAGCCCUCAGUGACGCCCGCUGCAAGCUGGCCGAGCUGGAGGCCGCCCUGCAGAAGGCCAAGCAGGACAUGGCCUGCCUGAUCAGGGAGUACCAGGAGGUCAUGAACUCCAAGCUGGGCCUGGACAUCGAGAUCGCCACCUACAGGCGCCUGCUGGAGGGCGAGGAGCAGAGGUGAGGACCACAGCUAUGGGGAGGGUGUCCCCUCAGUUUCCCCAGGUC
Molecule: messenger RNA, 968 nt
Organism: Saimiri boliviensis boliviensis (Bolivian squirrel monkey)
Lineage: Eukaryota; Metazoa; Chordata; Mammalia; Primates; Cebidae
Source: RefSeq, a predicted model, not a curated record